This is a messenger RNA of Amphibalanus amphitrite, 2784 nucleotides long. Its product is annotated as vascular endothelial growth factor receptor 1-like. Gene Ontology annotation, molecular function: ATP binding; protein kinase activity. The transcript has 18 exons. Gene Ontology annotation, biological process: protein phosphorylation. NCBI's taxonomy places the organism in Eukaryota, Metazoa, Arthropoda, Thecostraca, Balanomorpha, Balanidae. The annotation marks the transcript as partial. The record is from RefSeq and is a predicted model, not a curated record.
GCCCGCGGGACGGCACUGGUGCCGAGUGGUGCCGCGUGGUGCCGUGUUGUGCCGGAGACAUGGGCGGGACGGUGUGCGAUGUGGUGUGGGUCGUGGUGACGGUGGUGCUACUCGUACGCCCGUGUCUGGCUCAGUCAGUGUUUGGCCAGAGCAUGGCGCGGCCGGAGCUGGAGCCGGACGUUGAGCAGAUGGUGCUGCAGCCGGAGGAUACCCUGAGGGUCACCUGCCGCGCCGACCGACCCGUCACCUGGGAGACGACGUCACUGGCCAGGGAUAUCAGCCAGAGGGUCACCAUAGUCAGUGGAUCUGAAACGACCGGUGCCUACACGCACGCAGCGCAUUUAGUGAUACAAGACGUUUCAUAUUUAGACGUGGGCUAUCAAACGUGUCGAUUCGCUGGUGCCUCGGAGGUAGACCAGGCAGCAUCGGUGUAUCUCUUCGUUAACGACUCGAAAAAUCUGCUGGUGUGGCAGGGCAGCUUCAUGUCGGUGACCCUGAGCCAGAAUCAGCGCGGAGUCAUCCCGUGUCGGCCCAGCCACCCGGGGGUGCGGGUCUCGCUGUCCCGGCUCUCCUCCCCACAGAUGACCUUUGACCCCGUGGAGGGGUUCGUCGUACCGUCUCCAUCCCUGUUUGACGCCGGCCAGGCGAUGUGCACCGCCCGGCAAGGUGGCGUGGUGCAGAGACUGCAGGUGUUCGUGGUCUUUAACCCGGCCACUGAGUCGGUGCACCAGCCCAGCAUUGACGUGUCCGACGCGAGACGGAACGCCGUCGUUGGCUACAACUUCAGUCUGAAGUGCUAUGUGCACCAGGAGGCCGGGCAGAAGCUCAGCUUUUUCUGGGACGUGCCGCCAGCCAGCACCGGGCUCAAGACGGGCCGUAUCAUUGUGAGACCGCCUCGGAAGACGACCACCACCGGCUUCACCAGCGAGCUGGCGGUGACGGACGCCCGGCCGGAGGACACUGGGGGCUACACGUGCCGCGUGGAGGACCACAACGGACACACCAACAAUCGCUCUGUCCGGGUCACCGUUCACAGUCCGAACGUGUCCAGCGUCAACCUUCAGACGGACGUGCAGGCCUUCUCGUUGCGUCUGGGCGACUCUGUCAAAAUAGUGGUGAACGUCGAGGCGCGCCCGGCCCCGGUGAUAACGUGGUUCGACCCGGACGACGCCGUCAUCAUCACCGAUCCCCAGAAGUACGAAGUAUCUCACACUACCGAGCAGACGAUCCUGAAGAUCCUGGAUCUGCGUCUGGAAGACAUGGGCCAGUACCGCGUGGAGGCGAUGGCGAGCAGCAACACCAGCUCGGACUUUGACGAGCUCAUCUUCAACGUCACCGUGAACGCUGAGGCGGAGGUGCGCCUGGACGCCAGUGAGGGGUACUACCUGGCCGGCGAGAGGUACCAGCUGCGGUGUACCGCCACCGGGUACCCCACGCCCAGCCUCGAGUGGCGCUUCGAGGCCUGCAACUCGAGCCUCUCCUGUCCGCCCGACUUCCCUCUGCCAACGGUGACGCUGGCCAACGACGAGCAGGAGACCCAGCUGGAGUCGAAGCCGUUCCUGGUGCAGAGCGACCUCACCCUCACCGCCAACCUCUCCGGCGUCUACUGGUGCUACGCCAAUAACAGCGAGUCUAACGUCCCGGCGGUGGCUGAGCAUCGCUUCUUCGUCUCAGACAUUCCCCGUGGUUUCGGCAUCCUGAGGAGCAAUUCGACCAUCAUCGAGGGCGACAACGUGACGCUCUCCUGCGGCGGGAGCACGCUCGACUUCCCGAGUCCCUCCAGCUUCGAGUGGCAGUGGUCCCGCUCCGAAACGGCGAGACCGGUGCCCGUCACGGACCUACCAGGGGUGCGGCUGGUGGACCGGAGCACCGGGUACUCCCACCGGAGGGUGCUACUGCUGGAGCCCGUCCAGAUGACACACGCCGGCCUCUUCAUGUGCUCCGGGACGGACGUGCACGGCGUCCAGCAGCGCUCUAAUACAAUGCUGGGUGUCACUGCCUCCCAGAAGCCGGUGUUUACGUCUGAGGCCAACAUGGACAAGUCAGCGAGUCUUGAGCUGGAGGAGGGUGACCGGGCGGUGUUCAACUGCACCGUCUCGGGUAGACCGGCGCCCACCAUCACAUGGACAAAGGACGGCGCGCCUCUGCUGCUGGAGGACAACACCCGACGAAUUCGACUGCUGUCGGGUGGCCAGCGUCUGGUGAUCGGCACAGUGCUCAGCAGCGACGCCGGCAACUACGAGUGCCGCGCCGCCAACCGGCAGGGCACCGUGUGGGGCUCUGCCGAGCUGUUGGUGCCCGACGAGGACACCGUCACCAGGGUGGUGGUGCCCGUGGUGGUGCUGCUCAGUCUGAUGCUGGUCGCGCUGAUCGCCUGUCUGGCCUGGAAGUGUCGCCAGCAGCAGGGUCUACAAAAGCGGCUGACCCGGCUGGAGCUGGAGGCGUUCCACAAAGGGCGUCCCGAGCAGAUCAACCCGGACCUGCCGAUUGACGAGCAGGCCGAGCUGCUGCCUUAUGAAGAGGACGAGUGGGAGUUCCCCAAGGACCGGCUCAUUCUCGGUCGUCAGAUCGGCUCGGGCGCGUUCGGCCGAGUGGUCAAGGCGGACGCCAUCGGUCUGACCGCCGACCAGCAGCGCACCACGGUGGCCGUCAAAAUGCCAAAGUCCGGCUCCGAUCCCGACCAGAUCCGCUCGCUCAUGUCCGAACUGAAGAUCAUGAUCCAGCUGGGGAAGCACCUGAACGUGGUGAACCUUCUGGGAGCCGUCACCAAACACGCGGCGCAGG